Pocillopora verrucosa is the source of this 2845-nucleotide messenger RNA. The record is from RefSeq and is a predicted model, not a curated record. NCBI's taxonomy places the organism in Eukaryota, Metazoa, Cnidaria, Anthozoa, Scleractinia, Pocilloporidae.
CGCCUCCCACAAUGAGAACAUACAUGCAACAGCAACACGCAACAUACUUUCCCUUGGUCAUUUAUGUUUGGAAAUAGAAAAGCGGUCCAUUAACUGACCAAAAAUAUUUAGGACGUUUCUGCUUUAUUCAAGAAAGUUGACCAGGAAGCCGUUUUGUUGGGUUCGACUUCUUCCGCCUCCGGUGACAUGUGUUCUGACUCAAACUCAAUUGCCAUGGCAAUUGUUGCAAAGUUUUGACAGUCUGGAGAGACUCUAAUUCCGAGAGUGAUGUCGUCUGUUGCAGUAGCCGCAGUAUUUACACUCUGUUGUUUCCUGUGUUUCAGACUCACUGCCAGCAAACCAAAAUUUACAAAGGAGCCUCCUAUUACUGUGUCUGCAAGUUUGGGAUCCAGUGCCAUAUUUUCGUGGGAUUUCAGUUUUGGAACGUCGCUUAAGUUUGAAAGAAUCAUUUGGGGAGAAACGGAUACAAACCGCAACCAGAUUCGGAAUAAAUACAUCACCAUUUUUAAAGACCGGAGAGAAGCUUUCAACUCAGACCUCGAUGACUCAUUGACAUCCAGAUUGAGCUGGGCGGGAAAUAUCAGUAAACAUGGCUGUCAGGUUGAGUUCAUCUUAAAGAAUGUCACCAAAUUAGAUGAAACUGCCACUUACGGUUGUGUAGCGUAUGUGGACGGGUUAGUUUACAGGAGUGGUCCUAUAAAACUGGCCGUUCUCAUUCCACCGACCAUAACCGAUCGAUCCAAUAAGACUAUUGAUGUUGAAGAAGGAGUUAACGUCACACUACAUUGUGACGCAAUAGGUGACCCUACCCCAGGUGUCCUAUGGGUCAAAGAUGAUAAAACGCUACAAAACGGCACCUCAACGUCUACGCUUCAAAUUCCAAGAAUAGAAUUGCGAGAUGCUGGAACUUAUGUCUGCACAGCAGCGAACCAAGCUGGCUCCGCGUGGUACAUCAUUCAAGUGAGGGUCGUACGAUAUAAACCCUAUAUUAACAAGACAGCAACUACAGAUCCUCUCAUAAAAUCCUGGAUUAACCACACGACAACCUUAACGUGUGCAGUGGAUGCUAAUCCGUCUGCAAAUUUUACCUGGUUAAAACAUGGUCAACCAGUUUUAGCCGGGGUUCGCUUCAUGCAUGGCAUGAGUACACUGAUGCUGAUUCCAAAGACUAUGGGUGACUUUGGUUUGUACUCGUGUAAAGCUGAAAACGAGAAAGGGUCAAUGGUAUAUAAUAUUACAGUGGAGCGCCUCUAUAAACCCUAUAUUAACAAGACAGCAACUACAGAUCCUCUCAUAAAAUCCUGGAUUAACCACACGACAACCUUAACGUGUGCAGUAGAUGCUAAUCCGUCUGCAAAUUUUACCUGGUUAAAACAUGGUCAACCACUGUUAGCCGGGGUUAACUUAAUGCGUGGCAUGAGUACACUGACGCUGAUUCCAAAGACUAUGGGUGACUUUGGUUUGUACUCGUGUAAAGCUGAAAACGAGAAAGGGUCAAUGGUGUAUAAUAUUACAGUGGAGCGCCUCUACUCACCAGGGCCGCCUGUUAUAAACAAAUUUACCUCAGAUGUGCAGUCCGUCAAUGUGUCAUGGGAUGCGCCACAAGACGACACUGAUGGUGGUAUAUUUGAUUACAAAAUUACAAUACUUGAGGAAAACUACCGAAUGAUACAGCAGUAUCAUGGAAUCAAACAAACGUUCUUCAACUCUCAAAAUCUGAAACAAAACAGAUCUUAUAUCGUUUUCUUACAAGCAAGAAAUAUUGUAGGUUAUGGAGAGUCCGCAAAUGGCACUGUUAGAACGCUUAAGGCAGAAGAAAGCACGACGACAGAGUCCAGUGCUGCCGUCACUUUACGGCACACUACGUACUUCCCUUCAGAAGGAUCUAGCACCAAGAGAAAAAGCAAAAAGGAUACGUUUACUUACCUUCUUCUUCUGUGGAUUAUCUUGCCGGCAUUCACAGUGCCUAUAAUUUUUUUCCUGUCCUGGAAAGCAUCUAAAAAGAUCACUCGCUGCCGCGGUCUGAAAGUGACAGAUUUUGACGGAGAUUGUGAGCAAGGCAAUGCAUUCUCGCUGAGUAAAAUGGAAAAACUGAAGGAAAGAAGGAUUUCCAAACAUGACGAGACUUUAAUGGAAGAUUCAGAAGAGCAUCACAAUCAUGGUCACUGCAUGGAGGACGAAAGUGUCAUAGACAAUGGGAACCCUGUGACAGAUCACCAACAGAUCCCAGGAAGCAUUGUGACGUGUGAUCAGACCUACGAGAAACCAGACAGUCCUGGUUCAAAACAGGACUCCAUCGAUCUGACGAAAGAUGAUGCAAAACCCUUUGAGAGCUUCCAAAUGGCGCUUAAAUGAAGACAAAGGCUAAUCCAGGCUCUUCGGAUGAUGAUCUGAUGCAGCAAUGAAACGUGCUCUGGAUGAAAUUCCAGUAUUCCUUGUCGACUUUUCUUAAACAGUAUAUUUUACUUCAAGUCAGCACCAAUCUUUUCAUAACCAACAUUAAUUACAACUUAGUACAAUUUACUAAACAUAACAUGGAGGAAAUUUAUUGGUUGUUUUUUGACGUAAAGAAAACAAAUUAGUGGUAAAUAGUUGUGAAACUGCAAAAUUAGACGACGUUUUAGUUCUUGAACUUGAGCAUUGUAACAUACUCCUUCGAGGGCAAUCUGAUUAGCUUUGAGCCGUGUGAUUCACUCAGGAAUCACACUAGCUUUUUUUUCUUUUUUUCGUUGUGAAUUAGAUUGGAAAACUAGAAAGUUGAAAAAAUCAGAUUUGUAGGUUUUUCAAAGUUAAACACUAAAAUUGUAGGGAAAUUAACACCGGGACUUGACUUGUGAUUUCAAAU